UCUUUGCCGCCCGGAGCCCGAGCGAGAGGCUGAGACGGUCGGAGCCCCCGCAUCCGCUGCCAUCCGCCGCGCAGACCCCGCCGAAAUGGACGAUCGGGAGGAUCUGGUGUACCAGGCGAAGCUGGCAGAGCAGGCCGAGCGAUAUGACGAAAUGGUGGAGUCAAUGAAGAAAGUAGCAGGAAUGGAUGUGGAGUUGACAGUUGAAGAAAGAAACUUACUGUCAGUUGCGUAUAAAAAUGUGAUUGGAGCCAGAAGAGCUUCUUGGAGAAUAAUCAGCAGCAUUGAACAGAAAGAAGAAAACAAGGGAGGAGAAGACAAACUAAAAAUGAUCCGAGAAUACCGGCAAAUGGUUGAAACUGAGCUGAAAUUAAUCUGCUGCGACAUUCUGGAUGUACUGGACAAACACCUCAUUCCAGCAGCUAACACUGGCGAGUCCAAGGUUUUCUAUUAUAAAAUGAAAGGGGACUACCACAGGUAUCUGGCUGAAUUUGCCACAGGAAAUGACAGGAAGGAAGCCGCAGAGAACAGCCUAGUGGCUUACAAAGCUGCCAGUGAUAUUGCAAUGACAGAACUUCCGCCAACGCACCCCAUCCGUUUAGGUCUUGCUCUCAACUUUUCCGUAUUCUACUAUGAAAUUCUUAAUUCCCCUGACCGUGCCUGCAGGUUGGCAAAAGCAGCUUUUGAUGAUGCGAUUGCAGAACUGGAUACGCUGAGUGAAGAAAGUUAUAAGGACUCUACACUUAUCAUGCAGUUGUUACGUGAUAACCUGACACUAUGGACUUCAGACAUGCAGGGUGAUGGUGAAGAACAGAAUAAAGAAGCGCUGCAGGAUGUGGAAGAUGAAAACCAGUGAGACAUCAAAGCCAACGAGAAUCCGUCUCUGCCCACCCCCCAUUCCCUCCCCACCCUCAACCCCUGCCCCACAAAUUCCCCAUUGUCACUGAGAACCACCAAAUCUGACUUUUACAUUUGGUCUCAGAAUUUAGGUUCCUGCCCUGUUGGGGUUUUUUUUUUUUUGGUUUUGGUUUUUUUUUGUUUUUGUUUUUUGUUUUUGUUUUAUUUUUGUUUUGUUUUGUUUCCCUUAUUUUUUUAUUUUUUUCUUGUUUUGUUUUUUUUUUUAAGUUUUAAAAGUUCUUAAAGGCAAGAGUGAAUUUCUGUGGAUUUUACUGGUCCCAGCUUUUAGGUUCUUUAAGACACUAACAGGACUGCAUAGGCUUUUUCAGCAUUACUGUGUUGUCUCCAUGCCAGACGUGGCAAGGUAACCAUUAGACAUGAAUAUUACAUUCGAAAGCCAUUAGACUUCUAGGUAAAGUGUCUAGGAGAGAGGUUUAUCGCACUGUAGGGCGCAUGUGGUGGCAUUUUUCCUUUUUAUAAUUGUUUAAACCGAAUUUUAUACCAAUGUUUAAAAUUAAUUGGGUGUUUAGCUUGAAGUUACAGGUUGCGUUGGAACGUUUAUUGUAGUGGUUUUGCUGUAAAAAGUGUUUCCAAACUGUGCUGAAAUGUUGCUGGAAAAAAAAAAAAAGCAUGGUGCUGGUAACAGUUCAACAAUCCGUGGCUGCUCAUUCUUGCCUACUUUUACUUUCCCUCCAAGCAGGUUAGCAUUGAAGGUGGUAUUGAAGAGCCUGCAUGCGUGUUCAAUUCUUUGUUUUUUCUCCAUCCUCUACCCCAGCCCCUUCUCUCCCCCUCCCCCCUUCGCUCGCUCAACCUCUUUUGUUCAGUAUGUGUAACUUGAAGCUAAUUUGUACUACUGGAUAUCUGACUGGAGCCACAGAUACAGAAUCUGUAUUGUUCUUACUGAAACACAGCAUGAAUUAACAUUAAACUUAAAUAAAACAAACCUAAAUUAAAAAUGCCAAAUAUUAUUGCGACUCCAUCCUUUAUACUUCUAAAAUAAAGCCUCUAGCCUGAA
Molecule: messenger RNA, 1909 nt
Organism: Tachyglossus aculeatus (Australian echidna)
Lineage: Eukaryota; Metazoa; Chordata; Mammalia; Monotremata; Tachyglossidae
Gene: YWHAE
Product: tyrosine 3-monooxygenase/tryptophan 5-monooxygenase activation protein epsilon
Exons: 6
Coding region: 86-853 (255 amino acids)
Biological process (GO): signal transduction
Cellular component (GO): cytoplasm
Source: RefSeq, a predicted model, not a curated record